Messenger RNA from Myripristis murdjan (pinecone soldierfish), 1593 nucleotides. RefSeq names its product NBL1, DAN family BMP antagonist (gene nbl1). The record is from RefSeq and is a predicted model, not a curated record. The transcript has 4 exons. Bases 618 to 1187 code for a protein of 189 amino acids. Gene Ontology annotation, biological process: animal organ morphogenesis. Gene Ontology annotation, molecular function: BMP binding; receptor ligand activity. NCBI's taxonomy places the organism in Eukaryota, Metazoa, Chordata, Actinopteri, Holocentriformes, Holocentridae.
UUACUGCUGCACAAUAACCUGAUCUGCAGGAGGGUCUCUUUUCGCCCCUAGUCGGGGAAACAUUUGAAACCCUCCAAACAAAUCCUCCCUCCCCGUUUUCUUUCGUCCAAAAAUGGCACAGCAGGGACCCCUGUCCCGUGCGGGGGCUCAACUGCGCCUAAACCCUGCCCAAAUGAAACUUUCAAAACCCCGCGUGAGAGCUGGAAAGCACAAUCCUUGGAAAACUGGCUUUUAGGCAUAGUUAUAGGGGGAAUUUAACACUGGACGGAAAGAGAACAAAGGGGAGGGACAGUCAACUUGAUGGACUCGGAGAUGAGAUAGCGCACAUAACCUCCCCUACCUCCCCAUCCUUCUUCAUCGGACGGACAGUCACUUUUCUUUCCGGAUGAUGUAACUGUUUUAUGGGAGACUCCGCUCGGAUUUACCGCCGCUGCCUACAAAGUGGUCAUAUUUUCCUGUAAUUAUCAGUGCGCGGUGAUUUUUGACGACUCCACGCAUCUUCCUCCUCCUGCCUGCCUGCUUUAAUCUUCGGUGAGGGGGUCUGUCUCAGCGGGACGUUGCGCAGUGCUCAACCGGAGAACGGCUGGUCCCCAGGGCCGGUGAGCCGUGGUGCAGUCAUGUGGCAAAGAAUUCAGAUUUGCUGCGCACUGUUUGCACUGUAUUCAGCGGCACCGCCUGCGCACAUCAACCGCCUGGCGCUGUUCCCUGACAAGAGCGCUUGGUGCGAAGCCAAGAACAUCACACAGAUAGUUGGGCACACGGGAUGUCAGCCUCGCUCUAUUCAAAACAGAGCUUGUCUGGGCCAGUGUUUCAGCUACAGCGUGCCCAACACCUUUCCACAGUCAACUGAGUCUCUGGUGCACUGUGACUCCUGCAUGCCUGCCCAGACACAGUGGGAAGUGGUGACUUUGGAGUGCCCGGGCAGUGAAGAGACUCCUCGUGUGGAUAAACUGGUGGAGAGGAUCUUCCACUGCAGCUGCCAGUCCUGCAGUAAAGAAGGCGCCCAGGAGGGGGCAGUGAUGCAGCUCUACCCAUCAGACAGUGGCCUGGACACUCCGUCUUUAUCUGAAGCCCUCGGAGGGGCUCAGGCUCACACUCACACUCAGCCACACACAGAUCUGCACUCGAAGCACGCUCACUCACACACAGACCAUCAUGCACUACCACACACAUCUGAAGGAGGGUAGCUCCCUCUUCUGUUUUUCCACUCAUCUUUCACUCCCCCCCACCCCCACCCCCAUAUGUCUCCAUCCCACAGCACCAUGUUUCAUCCUCUUUACCAACCUGUAGUACUGCAAAGGCACUUUGAAGAUAUGACUUCACAAUGUGUUGAAAUGUUCUUUUUACAAGCAGACACACACACACACACACACACACACACACACACACGCACACAGUCAUGCUACAAAACACGUCCUACUGUAUAUAAAGUAAACUCAUACAAACACACACCAGGCUAUGCACUCCUUUUGUUUGCUGAUUAACACAUGCAUACAUGCGUUUGUGCACCCAGACGUGACUAUAGUCUGUUAACAAGCUGUAGUGUCAUUACUUUUAACCUGCUUUGAAUGCAAUAAAUCCUGUUGUUUAAAA